AUAACAUGUGCACAAACUGACAACUCGUAAUCUAUGAAAACUGUGCAUGGUAGGGUAAGUGCAGGUGUACACAAACUUGCCUUAUCAUGUACACAGGCUGAAACAGGGUAACUACUGAAAUAUGCCAAGUAACCAUUACACGCACAAAAGUGUAUAUUGUGUACGCCAACCACUCAUAUUUACUGUACUGUAGGCCUGCCGAGAAAUAGAACAACAUCACGUGACAUUUCUUACAUGACACCGUCCCAAACCUUGCUUGACGUGCAAACAAAACUGAUCACUUUAUGUAAGGACUAACAUCAUUAAAUCUUUGUCCCAGGGUUGUCUGUGUCAGGUCUGUCAAUCACAACACCAGGUGAUGUCGUGGCCACUCGUCCAUUUACCCUGGAGUGUAGGAUAACCAGACCGGCAGGUGACAGGAAUAGUACGUCCUGGUAUUACAGCUAUAAUCAGAACAUAUCCCAUAUAUACUUAGCUCGUGAGUGUACACCGUCAAUACCGGUAUCAUCAGAAUCACCAGCAGGGUUAUCAGGGGGAUGUCAACACGUCAACGGUGAAGAAGUUUACACACUGACGAUACAGAACGUCACAGAAGACACGGGCCAGGUUAAAUGGAUUUGUCAGUACAAAGGACAGGAGAUUGACAUUACCCUGGAUGUUCAAGUUAUGGUGACUCGGGUAACUCUGAGGAACCCUCCAGAUGCAGUGUUAGCCGGUGACCCAAUCACCUUUACCUGUAAUACCUCGGCCAGUAAACCCCAGGCUUGUAUAAGAGGGUAUAUACGGAGUUCCGGUAAUGUCCAGGAGCUAGACCCGAAUGCCUGUAACCAGGACUCCAGCUUGGUACAGACCACAGCUCGGACAUUCACGUUUACAGCUAGUGCCGAAGAGAACGGAGCUGAGCUGUACUGUAACGCCUCCAACAGUGUGACGGAUCCCCCUGUGCGCUCACUAGUCUACACACUCAAUGUGAACUAUCCUCCACAAAAUGGCGUCCGCUUGACAGGUUAUGUUAACAACACAGCCGUGGAGUCUGGAGAAACACUGGCCUUGACUUGUCAGGUGGGAAAGGGGAAUCCCCGACCAGCACUAACAUGGUCAUCGGAGUGUGGUGAGACAAACACAGUCCCUGGUAACGAUGGAAGUCAGCAGAUCAGUAUCAGCAUAACCGUCAGUCCGUCCCUAAACCAGAAGACGUGUGUAUGUCAGGGGAGUCAGGACGGGGUGUUGACAAGAUGGACGGAGCAGAAGAGGAGAAUAUUUAAUGUUUUUUUCGGACCUGACAGCCUUCAGCUCCGGGCAGGUUCCGGACAAUCGGGUAACACUGUCACCGUCACAGAGAACAGUACAGUGACAUUUAUAUGUAACACUAGUGAGUCCAAUCCCGCUGCCGUUCUCUCCUGGUACAACAACAGCAGUCCUAUAGCAGCAGCAAAGGUAUCAGAAGUGAUCUCACAGCGAAGUCCCAACCACGGAUACCUGACCACACAGCGGUAUACAGUGAGGGUUGAUCGAUAUCAGGAUGGUGACGUCAUCAGGUGUGAGGCUCAGAGACCUGGACGAAAUAAACGUGUAUCACACAACCUAGCCAUGAACGUCAAUUAUGCACCACAAAUAUUGUGUAACGCAAGUCACGUGACCGUGUUCGAGGGUCAGCUGGUGAAGAUCUCCUGUGACGUCAUUUCCAAACUUGAGGUGUCUGUCUUGUGGGUUAAAGAUGGUCGGCAAAUUGACGACGCUUCCAUUACCAACUACCGGGGUCCAAACCAGCGUGACGUCACUGUAGCCACCAUUGAGUUUGGUCAGGCGGAUAAGUCACUGUCCGGGAUAUAUCAGAUCGAGGCUAGGAAUAGUGUGGGCUCAUUUCAUAUGGAAGUGUCUGUCACAGUGAUAGAUGGUCAGUAUAUUCCUAGUGAAAUGGAUACAAAAUCUUGCUCCAACAGCCAGGCUACCUUGGUCUGGGCGUCUGGGAUUGACGACUCUCUGGUGGAAUACUACCAGCUGGAGUACAAAGGAACAGAGGGUCAUUGGAAGGAAGAACUCGUCAGAAACCCGGGCAGGAUAAAACUUGUGCGGAAAACCUUGAGGGAUCUUGAGCCUGGAGUGUUCUACCAGUUCCGACUUCGGCCUGUCUCCGACAUUGUCUUGAUGGAGUACGCUACAGCCAACUGUACUGUCCACAAUUCACAAACAUCUGAGGCGGGCCUCAGUAAAGCCACCAUGUUAGGUGUGGGGUUUGUGGCUGGUAUCGCUCUCGUCACUCUCGCGGUUAUCAUGGUGACGUGCUGUCUUCUGCGUAGAGGACGAUUAAUAUGGCAAAAAGAACUGCGGUCGUCUGAUAAAGGGAAUGGAGAACACGAUGUAAGUCUUCAAAGCGUUGGUGAAGACAUCGAAAUGCCUGAGCCUCCACCACUAGGUGAGUAUGAAGACCUGGACAACACGCCAAGACCAGGUCCACAUUACGAAGAUCUGUCUGAGAAUGUGUCGUCGACAAGACGUUCUGACACGGGAGUUUACGAGAAUGCCACUGUGAUGUGAAAUGAACACUUGUUCCGGGCAAAAAAAACCUCACAAUUUUUUGUGUUUACGUUGCACGAACUUCACACUCGUUGAAUAGAAUCUUUGUUAGCUGGGAGAUCAGUUAGCGAUGUUUUCUGCUUCCAAAUGUUUCUUUGCUGUUUCUGAAUUCAUGUUUUGAAGGUGUAAAACAACUAGUUGAGUGCAGCAGAAGCAGGUUUAUUUUAAUCCUGGAGUAAUUCUGACUUUAUAUGACCUUUUGUCUCCGAACAAUAUAGAUCAGAAGGCGACACAAAAUUGAACAGCGGGUGAACACAGUAUAUAUGAGCCAACAUAUGCCACCUAAUACGUUGCAAAGUUAGAUUCGGCCGAUGUUCCAAACAUUUUUUAUUCCUCGUGGUUGUGGCUAUUAGUUGCACUCUUUUCAUUUUUAAAAGAAAGAUUAAACCUAAACAUGUUAGUUGUUUUUUUAAUGGUGUACAACUUGUUUUAUUCCACUCAUGCAAAGACUUUAUCUCACUUGUUUUGUCGAUGCCCAAUGCAAACGAGUCGAGUCGAGUCGAAAAUGGCGGUGAAAGUUACAGAUAAAAGGUAGCUUACCUGUACAUACAGCGUAUAUUAAUAAUUAUAUUCCCAUUUAUUGACAAUAAUAUUAAACCGACUCAAUUAAAUAUUCAAUUAAAUAUUGAACUCCCUUUAAAUAAUAUUUGCAUCAAAUAAAAGAAAGUGUUUUGUUAUAAAUA
Messenger RNA from Liolophura sinensis, 3260 nucleotides. Its product is annotated as neural cell adhesion molecule 2-like. The transcript is spliced from 11 exons. NCBI's taxonomy places the organism in Eukaryota, Metazoa, Mollusca, Polyplacophora, Chitonida, Chitonidae. Gene Ontology annotation, molecular function: protein binding. The record is from RefSeq and is a predicted model, not a curated record. The coding region runs from base 667 to 2538 and encodes 623 amino acids.